GAGAAAGGGGCUGAGCCAGAGGGCUGAACCAUGAUCCUGUUUUGUGUGCGUGUAGAGGCGAAACAUUCUGAAGCGGGAUCUAGUGAAGGGAUUAUUACUGUGUUACGUUGGAAGGACGUCAUGCAGUGUACGGGACUGGUACAUCCAAUUUAAAUAAUUACGGAUGUCGAAUUGGGAAACGGGUGAGGAAAAAUAUCUGUAAUAUAACCGAAAACGAAUAACGAAAGUGUGCUGUCAUUUUGGUUUAUUUGCAGCUCAUUGGCCACUGAGCAGGUUGACCAACUCAGAGUGGAAAUGAGAAGAGCGGUGGCGGCAAAGAGUGGAGCUCAAGGAAAGGAGCCUGGAAAGACAACUUCCACAGGACCAACAACGGCCAGGGAAAAUGGACCGAGUUUACCAACAACACCGAUAUCUCCAGUCAGCCCCACGACACCAAUAAUAGCCCCGGUGGAUCUGAAAGAUGAGCCACAGUCUCCCGUCACAGAUGCCACUCAGAUGUUGAUAAAAUGUGCCAAGUCCUUCAUCGUUAUUUUCCCCAUUUAUGUGUUGGGAUAUUUUGAUUUCAGUUUCAGUUGGGUUUUAGUAGGGCUUACCAUCUUUUUCUGGUGGAGAAGACAUCAAGGCCACAAAAACAACAGACUGACCCGUUCCCUGGCAUUCUUGGAGCAUGAAGAUAAAACUGUCAAACAAAGUUUGGCGACCUCUGAGUUGCCACCAUGGGUUCAUUAUCCAGAUGUGGAGAGGGUGGAAUGGCUCAACAAGACAGUGAAACAGAUGUGGCCGUACAUCUGUCAGUUUGUUGACAAGCUGUUCAGAGAGACCAUCGAGCCGGCUGUGAAGGGGGCUAACGCUCACCUCAGCUCCUUCUGCUUCACCAAGAUCGACAUGGGGGACAAGCCACUAAGGGUGAACGGGGUCAAAGUGUACACUGAGAAUGUGGACAAACGACAGAUUAUCAUGGACCUGGAGAUUAGCUUUAUUGGAAAUACAGAGAUUGAUGUUGACAUCAAGAAAUACUACUGCAGAGCUGGUAUAAAAAGUAUACAGCUUCAAGGUGUCUUGAGGGUCGUCAUGGAGCCCUUGCUCGGAGACAUGCCAUUGAUCGGAGCCAUAGCUGUCUUUUUCCUGAAGAAGCCUUUUCUGGACAUAAACUGGACAGGCCUCACAAAUAUGCUGGACAUUCCAGGCUUGAAUGGCCUGUGUGAUAACCUGAUCCAGGACAUCAUCUACAGCUACCUGGUCCUGCCCAACCGCAUCACCAUUCCUCUGGUGGGAGAGGCUCAGCUCUCUCAGCUUCGCUUCCCAAUACCUAAGGGCGUCCUGAGGAUUCACUUCCUAGAGGCCCAGGACCUGUUAGCUAAGGAUGUGUUCCUGGGAAGGAUAAUAAAGGGCAAGUCAGACCCAUACGGGGUCCUUCACAUCGGCAACCAGCUGUUUCGGAGCAAGGUGAUCAAGAAGACCGUCAAUCCCAAGUGGCACGAAGUCUAUGAGGCUAUGGUGUAUGAAAACUCAGGACCACAGAACCUGGAGAUAGAGCUGUUUGAUGAGGACACUGACCAGGAUGAUUUCUUAGGAAGGUUAUUGAUAGAUAUCGCUGAACUUCAGAAGGAACAGAAAAUUGAUGAGUGGUUUGUCUUGGAGGAAGGGGAUACCGGAAAGCUGCACUUAAAACUGGAGUGGCUGUCUCUGCAUCCCACUCGUGAAAAUCUUGAUCAGGUGCUGACCAGCAACAAGGUUGAUAAAGGACAGGCUAAUGCUGACCUGUCGUCUGCCCUGCUGGUGGUCUUCCUGGACUCGGCAAGGAGCCUCCCUUCUGGUAAAAAAGUGGGCAGCAUCCCGAAUCCUUUUGUCCAUUUCACAGUCGGGCACAAAACGUACGACAGCAAGACGAGGUAUAAGACCAAUGAGCCUGUAUGGGAGGAGGCCUUCCCUUUCCUCAUCCACAACCCAAAAUGCCAAGAGCUGAAGAUUGAGGUAAAGGAUGAGAAACAUGAUUGUUCCCUGGGGACUCUGAGCCUGCCCCUAGCCCGUCUCCUAGAGGCUGAGGACAUGACACUGCACCAGCGCUUCAAUCUCAAGAGCUCUGGGACUAACUCCACCAUCAAGAUGAAGAUGGCACUGAGGGUUCUGUGUCAGGAGAAGUUGACAGGGUCCGACCAGACGUCCUCGGUGCAGGUUCGUAAGACCAGCACUAGUAACCCCAUCCCCGUGAAGAGCCCGCCCGUCGCCGAACCCCCCAACCCUGUCCCUAUCUCAGACCUCUCACGCUCUGUGGCCGCCUCGACCCAGGAUCUCCACAGGAGAGGGGGGGGUGGCGAGCCCUACUCAGGGGGCCCGGUAGGCAUCGGCCUAGCCGACGCAGGCAGGAGCACCUCCAACCUGGCCAUCUCUGGCUCUCACAAACACCUGGCCCACUUUGGGUCAACUGUCAGUAUCGCCUCGGACAUCUCCAACCCGUACGCCACACAGGAGCUCCAGCAGAGGCUGAACGAGUUGCAGAAUGGCUCAGCCGGUCAUUUGCCCCUGGGUGAGGUGCAAUUGACUGUCAGACACAGCCCUCAGAGGAACAAGCUCAUUGUGGUUUUGCAUGCCUGCCGAAACCUGAUUGCGUUCACAGAUCAUGGGUCGGAUCCGUAUGUGCGGCUCUAUCUUCUACCUGACAAGCGAAGGUCUGGGAGGAGGAAAACCCACACGCACAAGAAGGACCUGAACCCUGUUUACGAUGAGAUAUUUGAGUUCGGUGUGUCGGUCGUGGAGUUGCACAGGAGGACUCUGGAUGUGGCGGUAAAGAACGGAGGAAAUAUCUUUUCCAAACACAAAGGGCUGCUGGGGAAGGUGCUGGUGGAUUUGACUCACGAGGAUAUCGUCAAGGGAUGGACACAAUGGUAUGAGUUGAGUGAGGAUGGUCUGAGAAAAACUCUCCAGCAGCUGUAGACUACGAGAGGUAGAGGAGGACCUAAUCAAGUCUUCACCAACGUGGCAUUGCCACUAGGGCCCUACUGUAAGUGUCAAGCAGUGUCUAUAGAGUAGUGCUGUUUUAGGAUAAGUUUUGCUUUUUGAAAUGAUCCUAGAUCAGCACUCCUACUCGGAGACACUUGGCAUAUACGGCCCCUGAGCAAACGUAUUUGCCUUUUUCAUACAAUUGCUUUUAAAUCCAUGAACAACUUUUUUGGGGGUUUUCCCUUUUUUAAAUGAUCGUUUAUUUACAUGACUUGCAAUUGUAAAAAAAAUAUAUAUACAUUUUGAUAUUCCUUUAUUCACAUCAGUUGCAUCGUUAUCUCUCCCCACUUAGAAAUGAUCCAGUGCAAUAGUAAGAAAGGGAGUAUGUGUUCAAACUAAUUCUACAUUUUUUAAAUCCAUAUUUUAAAAUAAAAUGAUUGAGGACUGUAACAAAAUAUAUAUUUUCUUGCUACGGCUGUUACAGCAGGUUUUGCUGCCUUGUUUUAUGUCGGGAAUGUACAACAUAUGAAUAUGUAAAUAUGUACAAUGACAAUGAGGACUAAAGAGAAGGUUUAUUAUAAUGUUUGUAGUGGAGGGUUUUGCUUGGUCACAAUGACUAUUUUAUAAUUCAACAAACUACAUGCAAACUAUUUCAGAGCUAAGUUGAACUACGACCCGUCUAUCCUCUAAGGGAAAUAGUAUAUAUAUGUAUAUGUAUAGUACUUUGCCACCAAAGAGACAAUGAAAUGAAAUACUUGUCUGUGGGGUUUUAACUAAACCAAAUAUAUUUGCACACUAUUCGUUUAUGCAUGUUUAAAAUCUUUCAAACCAUCAGCAUAGUGUUAACAGUAAUAAUAACAGAACUUGGCUGAGUUAACCUCACAGUGAUAUUCCAGCCUUCUUCAAAUCAUUGUGGCUUAUGAUAAUUGAUUUCCCAACUCUGAAAUCACGAAAGAUGAAAUAUAUUUAUCAUGGUUGUUGUCAAUAAAUGCACCAGUCUUCAUGUUUUUGUUCUACGAACACAUUUCAGCAUGCACAUCUUAUUCAACGCUUCUCUUUACUGCAAUCGCUUGCAAAAAACACAAUGUUUUGGUUUACGUUAUAGGUGUGAAAUGAUCCUAGAUCAGCACUCCUACUCGGAGACACUUGGCAUAUACGGCCCCCUCACCUUUAUUGAUUAUGUCACCUGUACCUGGAUAUCUGUAACACAUGUAAACACUCUGUUAUGACUUUAUUGAUCUGGUUACCAUAGUAAUGAUGUAUCAAAAUGAAAGCAUUUUAGAUUGUACCAUGUUUAAGCUGUAACAUAGUGGCUUGUAGCCUAAUGUAUCAGUUCUGAUGUGUUCUCAUAUUUCUGCAAUCUCUGUCCUUUUUUAAAAAGUGGUUGUAUGCGUACCUACAGGUAACUGCCAAAAUAAAGAAACCGCCAACAUAAA
Molecule: messenger RNA, 4376 nt
Organism: Oncorhynchus mykiss (rainbow trout)
Lineage: Eukaryota; Metazoa; Chordata; Actinopteri; Salmoniformes; Salmonidae
Gene: esyt2a
Product: extended synaptotagmin 2a
Biological process (GO): lipid transport
Cellular component (GO): endoplasmic reticulum membrane
Molecular function (GO): phosphatidylinositol binding; calcium-dependent phospholipid binding; calcium ion binding
Source: RefSeq, a predicted model, not a curated record